Molecule: messenger RNA, 4600 nt
Organism: Hylaeus anthracinus
Lineage: Eukaryota; Metazoa; Arthropoda; Insecta; Hymenoptera; Colletidae
Product: heat shock factor protein-like
Exons: 12
Coding region: 145-2109 (654 amino acids)
Biological process (GO): regulation of DNA-templated transcription
Molecular function (GO): sequence-specific DNA binding; DNA-binding transcription factor activity
Source: RefSeq, a predicted model, not a curated record
CUGUAAGUACUACUAGCGCUAGCAGAAUAACAUCGUCAGCGGUCAGCCAUUGUCGUGAGAUGUGAAGAUUUUUCUGAACGUGAUAUAUUCGCUACAAAAGCCGAUCAAUUGUUAAUCAUUAAAUUUGAAAUUGUUUACGGUAAGAUGCAUACGAUUCCGGAAUUAGGUACAAGUGUACCGGCAUUCCUUGCCAAGCUUUGGAAGCUGGUAGAAGAUCCCGAAACUGACGACCUUAUUUGUUGGUCCCCUAAUGGUAGGAGUUUUUUCAUUAGAAAUCAGGCACAAUUUGCCAGAGAAUUGUUACCUCAUUAUUAUAAACACAAUAACAUGGCCAGCUUUGUUCGUCAGUUGAAUAUGUAUGGUUUUCACAAGAAGGUUUCCGUUGAAUUAGGUGGUUUGAAGUGUGACAAAGAUGAAAUGGAAUUUGCACAUCAAUUCUUUUGCAAAGGACAUCCAUAUCUUGUAGAACAUAUUAAAAGAAAAAUUGCAUCUAGCAAAGGACAAGAUCCAACGCUCACACCUAUGAAACCUGAAUUAAUGAAUAAAAUGCUGACAGAAGUGAGGAGUAUGAGAGGUCGGCAAGAACAUUUAGAUUCUAGAUUAGGAGCUAUGAAAAGAGAAAAUGAAGCAUUAUGGAGAGAACUUGCAAUGCUUAGGCAAAAACAUAUGAAACAACAGCAAAUUGUUAAUAAACUAAUACAUUUCUUGGUCACUUUAGUGCAACCUUCGAGAGGCAGUGGCCUCUCUGUUAAAAGAAGGUAUCCAUUAAUGAUCGAUGACUCUAACCGUCAACGUAAUAAACAAUCUAAAUUAUCAAAGUCACAGCCAUCACCUACAGGACCUGUGAUUCAUGAACUCGAUGCAUCUGAACCAGAUUUAGAUUCAGAAUAUAUCGUUGCAGAAAUGCUAGAAGGACAUCAAAGUCCAGCUAUUCAAAGUCCAGAGCAUAACAGUGCAUCGAUAAUAGAUGAUAAUAAUAUGGAAACUGUACAUUUAGUCGAUGAUUCGGUCCAAUUACAGAAUGAAAUGCAAUUGGUCAACCAGCAAGAGAUCGAUACAAGGAAAAAACGUGGUUGUAAGGGUAAAAAGAAGAGGAAAAACAAGGUGCCUGUCAAAAUUUUGAUCCCAUCGAUGAAGAAUGGAGAACAACCGAGGGAAGAAACACAUGUAUUUGAAAUUCCACUGGAAGAAUCACCGGUGACUGUUACUUUAUUGGAAAAUAAAUUAGUUCCUACGCCUGUACCUAUAUCAAGUGUGCGUAGCUCAAAGCUCAAAGCUAUGGCAGCUAAUAUAAACAAAGCAGUUGAUGCAGAGAAAGAGUUCAAUUUGGAGAAUUCUGCGGACAUAGAAGAAGAUUCUCAAGAGACUAAUUCUGACUUGGUGAAACUCGAAGACAUUUUAAUAGGUUCAGAAAUUAUUAACGACGAAAAUGCCAAGGACAAUGAGAACAUAGAGUAUAAUGAAAAUAAUAGUAACUCUGAAUCAGGGAGAAAUGAUAAUAACAUUGAUCACGUUAACGAAGCUUUUAGUAAUGUUAAAAAAGAUAGUCAAAGAGUUUCAAAAAAAAAUUGUGCUCAAAAAGUUUUGGAGGAAGAAAAAUUCAAUACCAAUGGAGAAGGCACAAGCACAGAUUUAUCUUUGAGUUGUAUCAAUCCCUCUGGCAUAUCUGACACUACUUACAGGUUAGGAUCAACGGAAGAAAUGGAUAAUCAUCUUGAAUCAAUGCAGACAGAUUUGGAUAAUCUUCGUGAAAUUCUACGUGGCGAGGGUUACAGUAUCGAUGCAAACACGCUUCUCGGAUUAUUUGGUGCAGACGAUCCAAUGUCAUUUGGUAUGCCUGUUAAUCCAGAGCUGAAUCCACAUUCUGAGAAAGAAGAUGACGAUCACACUAAUGAAAACAUUAAUGGGAAUGGCGGAGAACUUAUGGCGUAUAAUCCAACACAAAACUUACUAGAUUUCGACGAUGACAUGAUGUUCUUGGAUGGUACUUCGCCUGGUGCAACAGCUGAUGCAACUGCAAACAAUCUUUACGAAUCUGAUCCUCUAGAUUUGGAUGAUAACAAAGCUUCGCUUCUUGAAUCCUUAACAAAUGAUGUAAACACUUCGUAAAGUCUCAUUCCUCUGGUUCAGAUCACUGUUACAUCCACUGUUGCUUUGGUUUCAGUAUGUUUUAUUCUCAAUGGAUCAUCAUGAGCAUGCUCUCGUUUUCUCUGUCGGUGUAUUUCGAUGAGCAAAUAAGCAACGAGCUUGCAUAAUGUACAAAACAAAGGGUACCUAAUUACUAGAGGAGAAUGCAGUCUCGAUAUAAGUGGUCAAUUCAAUGAUCUCGUCGGUUUAGGGAGGACACUGUGGCUAAAAACUACCAGCGCAUAAAAUCCUCUGGAUUUGCUGCUAUUACAGACUGAUAAAAUUCAAUUGCCACAAUAACUUUUUUUACGUAAUUUAUGAUUUCAUUGUGUUUUAAUCUAUGUAUACCAUGUCGAUAUGAAACAAUAUGAAAUAAGAAAAUUAUUUAUUCGCACUUUAAAAAUUCAAUCAAGCGUAAACAAAUCAUUUUGAUUUUAAUAUAACAUUGGAACACGUUAUAGUGACUAACAUUGAUAGUACAAUGUAAAACUUUGAAGUUCCUGCGUGUGUAAUCUCAAAGAUUUAUCUUAUCUAUUAAUCAUGUUCACACUGUAUAUCUAUCAAUAAUCCAGAAAUUACAAAAUUAUACCAGAACAGAUUGAACAUUUUGUUCGUAUUUUGUAUGAGUGAUACAUAGCAUUGAUAGAAUCAUUUGUUAUUUGUAACUUGAUGAUCUUAUUAUUUAUGAGAUUUUAGUGCAACCUUGUUUACGCGUCUCGUCUAUGUAAAUAGCUUUAAAAAGUAUAUACGAAAUUCGUAUUUUUUGUACUAACCUCAUCUGCAAUAGAAGUGUCGCGUACGUGAACAUCUAAUGUCCUGGUUCAUUAAAGAAUUGUACGGAUAAAGUUGAACUUUAGACGCUAUUUUGUAUUUUUAUACUUUUAAGAUAAACGAAUUCAUGUACCUGUCUCGACUUUUUGAUACAUUGUAAAGCUAUUAUCGGCUUAUAAAACGUUUAUUUCUCUUCUUUGUUAAUAAUUAUUCAAUAAGGUUGUUAUGAAAUUGUAUCAACUUAUAUUAAAUAAUGUCAUGAUUUUAUUAAGACGUAAAAAGUUUAAGAUAAAUAAGAAAUGCAUAAGUAUGCAAAUAUUUAAGUUGACUGAUGCGUAUUUAAAAUGGUAUACAUUUUAUUUCCUGUGUUAGGAAAUGCAUAUCUGAGAUAUGCUUAAUGUGAUUUGUUUAUCGUACGUGUCCGUAAAUAUGAAAGAAAAUUAUAAUAUAUUUAUUGCGUUUUGAAACGAUGUUGAUGAAAGAAUUAUAUUUAUGCAAACAUAUGUUUAUGAAUGCUCUUAAUAAAUGUUCACAUAUAUAUAUAUAUAUACAUACAUAUAAUCCAUAUGUAUGUAUGUAUAUGUAUUAGUAGAUGAGAUUUUCAUUUAUUUACUAGUUUAUUUGGUCCACAAAUUAUAAUCCCAAACUUAAUAACAAUUGUCAAAAAGUACGAACAUAUACUCUUUUUAAAGAUGUUUUAUAAAUAAUAGAGUGAACAAAUUCGAAGUUAUUCUUUCAUAUCUAAAAGAAUUCUUCAUACUAUAAAAAACAGUAUUUAAAUUAUGAAUAGACUUUCUGUGCUUGUAGUAACACAAUUGAUUAUAUAUUUUUUCAGCUAAUUAGCGACUUAAAAAUAUUCUGUAUCAGACUGAUCUACUUAAAGAAAUUGUAUAAUAAAUGUGUUAAGAGUUAAUUUAGCAAAAUCUAUGGAUGGAUCAUUGAUAUGUUUCAUUGCAGUCGAAAGUAAAUAAGGUAUUUAAUUUCAGUAACUAUUUACAUGUAAACAAAGAAAUGAACAAUUUUUAUCAUUUCACCUUUUGCAAUAUAUUUGAUAUUCUUCUGAGCAUGCAGAGGAUUUCUUAAUUUAAGGAAAAUAGAUCUUUGACUAAGGAGACUCGCAAGAAGUUCUUUCACGAUAAGCGAUUGAUGCUAUCUCAGAUUUGUGCUUUAUGAUUCACACACAUAUAUGUAUACAUAUAUAAUUAUUUUUUUAUUUUAGCUUUGGAAGAAAAACUGCUGGAUUUUUAAUUACCUCGUUGGUAAUACCUUUCGUUUUAAUAAUUAACUGUAUGAUGCAGCGAACCCUGUGACAAAUAUAUAGCGUGCAGAGAAAAGUAACAAUUGAAAUACGCACAGAGGUUUACUUAAAUUCCCUUGAAGGAGAAAGUACAACAUAAAAGUACCAAAUGUGUACUCUAGAUUGGAAGAGAUAUUAAUUUUUCACAUGAUUAAACUACGUGUUAAACGUAUUUCUGUCUCUUGCAAAAAUAGCCUAAUGAGAACGUAUUGAAGGAAUAAUUCCUGUUCUCAUUGAUUUGUACAUAAGCUAUGCAGAAGAUUGUCGCGCCGAUAAAGAAUCCUGCUGUCAGGAUAUUUAGCAAACAUGUCCGUCAACAGAACAGUAACAUUUUUUUAUAUAGUGUGUGUAGAGCACAGUAUUAACAAGUGAAUAUUAUACGAUGCGGCGCAUAUGAAUAUAUAU